AUGGGAAAUAAUGUAUCAACUAAAAAGGGCUUAAAGAAAGACAAAAGAGCCAAAAAGAGCAAGAGCAUGCCUUUGCCUCCACGUAUUGAUCUUGAAAAUGAACAUUCAACCAAUACAGCACAUUCAGUCAAUUCAAUCCUACUAACAUCGAAAAACAACAACCACAACAAUACCAUUGGCAGCCUUAAUAACUACAGCAAUAAUACCACUAAUAACAAUAAUACCUUGGCUCAGUUAAAUCCAGAUUACCCGCUCCCUAAUAAUAAUGAAGACACUUUACCCAGAGGAACAGACCCAUUCCAAGGCAAAGUUGAAAAUCCACAGCAGCAUAAACUCCUCGCAACUUCUGAUUAUUGGCCUCCUCAACAGCAAGGACAAUCAGAAGGAGCAGCACAUCCAUUUCAAGGUCAAAUAGACGAUGCAAAUCAACUUACAGUCGGAUCCAUCAACCAGUUGACAGUAAACUCCAUGUCAUCAGAAUACUCUUCAACUACCAAUAUCGACGAAUACAUCCAUCGGUUACUGGAAGCAGGGUAUGCUAGCAAAGUAUCCAAACAACUAUGUUUGAAGUCAUCUGAAGUGACAGCCAUCUGUAGAGCUGCCAUGGAUAUAUUCUUAAGUCAACCUUCUCUAUUAGAACUUUCUCCACCUGUCAAGGUAGUAGGUGAUACCCAUGGCCAGUUUACCGACUUGAUCAGAUUAUUCGAGAUGGGGGGAUUUCCACCUAGCUCAAACUAUCUGUUCUUGGGCGAUUAUGUGGAUAGAGGCAAGCAAAGUCUUGAAAAUAUGCUGUUGCUCUUUUGUUACAAGAUCAAAUACCCGGAGAAUUUCUUCCUUUUACGUGGAAACCACGAGUGCGCAAAUGUGACAAAAGUUUACGGUUUCUAUGACGAAUGUAAACGUAGACUUAGUCCAAAGAUGUGGCGGACAUUUGUCGAUGUCUUCAAUACACUGCCUAUUGCUGGUCUAGUAGCUGGCAAGAUCUUUUGUGUUCAUGGUGGUCUCAGCCCUUCAUUGAACAGUAUGGAUGAUAUUCGAAAUAUACAACGACCAACCGAUGUGCCUGAUUAUGGAUUACUGAACGAUCUGCUAUGGAGUGACCCUGCUGACAUCGAGACAGACUGGGAGGAUAAUGAAAGAGGAGUGUCUUAUGUGUUUGGGAAAAAGGUUAUAAACGAAUUCCUGUCUAAAUUUGAUUUGGAUCUGGUGUGUCGAGCACACAUGGUGGUGGAGGAUGGAUACGAGUUUUUCUCAAACAGAUCUCUUGUUACUGUGUUUUCAGCACCCAACUACUGUGGAGAGUUUGAUAAUUUUGGAGCCAUCAUGAGUGUCAAUGAAGAAUUACUAUGCAGUUUCGAACUUCUUACACCAGCGGAUCAUCCAUUGGCUAAGGAAAGGCUCAAGCAGAGUAAAAAUAAUAAACGUUGA
Mucor velutinosus is the source of this 1428-nucleotide messenger RNA. RefSeq names its product dihydroorotase (gene URA4). Gene Ontology annotation, molecular function: protein serine/threonine phosphatase activity. The transcript is spliced from 4 exons. The record is from RefSeq and is a predicted model, not a curated record. The coding region runs from base 1 to 1428 and encodes 475 amino acids. Gene Ontology annotation, cellular component: nucleus; cytoplasm. Lineage: Eukaryota; Fungi; Mucoromycota; Mucoromycetes; Mucorales; Mucoraceae.